Messenger RNA from Saccostrea cuccullata (small rock oyster), 1969 nucleotides. RefSeq names its product mitochondrial import receptor subunit TOM40 homolog. Gene Ontology annotation, biological process: protein import into mitochondrial matrix. Gene Ontology annotation, cellular component: mitochondrial outer membrane; mitochondrial outer membrane translocase complex. Gene Ontology annotation, molecular function: transmembrane protein transporter activity. The transcript is spliced from 7 exons. The record is from RefSeq and is a predicted model, not a curated record. Bases 159 to 1202 code for a protein of 347 amino acids. NCBI's taxonomy places the organism in Eukaryota, Metazoa, Mollusca, Bivalvia, Ostreida, Ostreidae.
AGGAACCGGAAGUCGUAUGUGCGCAUGUUGGUAGUUAUCCACACAUGGCCGCGACCACGAGAUAGUAAAUCACCGGUAUUUUCUUACAUAAUGCACGAAUAGUUUGAUUUAAACUUAAUAGUUAUAGAGGCAUUAGUUAGGCAUAUUUAAAAAAAAAUAUGGGGAAUUCAUCGUCUACACCGACAGUUCCUCCGCCCUCAAGCUCCAGCAUACCAUCACCACCACCUGCAACACCCUCACAACCUUCCAACUUGACACCACCGCCGUCUAUAGUUACGUCAGAGAUAAAACCUCCAAAUGAAGUCAAAGAAGAAACAAGCAGUAACCCAGGCACAUUUGAAGAGAUGCAUCGAAAGUGCAAAGAACUUUUCCCUCAGACAUUUGAGGGUGGUAGAUUCCUUGUGUCAAAGGGGUUGAGCAGUCAUUUCCAAGUCAGCCACACACUCACCAUGUCCCAGGUGUCUCCACAGGAAUCAGGAUACAAGUUUGGUGCUACUUACAUAGGAACCAAACAGUACAGCCCCUCAGAGGCCUAUCCAGUUAUGAUGGGAGAUAUUGACCCCUCAUUGAAUUUAAAUGCACAUAUCAUACAUGCAUUCACUAGGAAAAUAAGAACCAAACUCCAGUCUUCAGUGCAGGAAGGAAAAUUCAUGGGUCAAGGAUCAAUAGAUUACUUAGGGGAUGACUUUACCUCAACACUGACUCUAGGAAAUAUUGAUAUUUUGAACAAAACUGGUGUGAUUGUCGGCCAUUACCUACAGAGAGUGACCCCCAGCGUAGCUCUAGGAGCAGAAUUAGUGUAUCAGAGGGGACCCAGGGUUCCUGGAGGUGAAAUCACAGUCAUCUCAUUAGCUUCCAAAAUUACAGGGGAAAAUUGGCAAUUCACAGCCAAUGUGUGCCCAUCAGCAGUAGCAGCACAUUGUUGCUACUAUCAUAAAGUAAAUGAACAAUUGUCAAUCGGAGCAGAGGUAGAGACAAGUCUCAUGACGCGAGAAAGUGUAGGUAAAGGUUGUUACCAGCUAGAAAUACCUAGUGGAAAUGCAAUGUUUAAAGGUUCUUUUGAUUCAAACUGGGUAGCAGAAGCUGUGUUAGAAAAGAAACUGAUGCCCUUACCAUUCACCCUACAGCUUAGUGCUAUGGCUAACUUUGCCAAUGUUCAGAAGAGUUCAUAUAGGUUUGGAAUAGGUUUAGUUCUUGGUUGAGAGUUUUAACAAAGGACAUUGACUGUGAUCUUUAGUUAUGUUCACCUCAUCAUUUAAGGGAAGGUGAGCCUAUACAUUUACUGACUUGUGCCUGGAGGGAAAGACAAAAGCAUUUCUGUGGUGUUUUGACCACUUCUUCUUGACCUUUAGAUAAGGGACAUUACUCCGGGCAAUCUGUCUAUUUUUUCCCGUACAAUAGUUAAUGAUUAAAAGUGAGUGUCACUUAUAAGCUGGCAUUAUGCUGUACUUAGAAUGUGUGAUAAUAUUAAACAGGUAGCUGUGUGUGGCAUUUGUAUCAAGCAUAUGAUGUGUAGUAAUAUAUGCAAUGUAAAGCAUUAUGAUAAGAAAUAUUUAAUUUUCUUUCAAAAUCAUAUUAUUAAAGGGUAUUUUGAACUACAGCCAUGAAUGUUUAGUAAGGCUUUAAAUCUUGUCCUUUGAUUAUUUCAAAGUUUAAAAUUUUUAUGUUCAAUUUCAGGCAUUUACCGAUAGUGACAUGGCAUGAUUUAAUAAUUAUCAUUAUUUAAUAGAGGCAUUGCUUUGAUUAUUUUAUGUAGAAUGAAUGCAUGGAUUUAAUUAUUUGAUAAUACAACAUGUUCAUCAUGAUAAUCAGUAUUUUAUUCUACUGAUUACACUUUUAGCUGGAAAACAAAGUGUUCAGAAUGUUAUUGGCAUUGUUUAGUUUUAUCAACACUGCCAUCUGACUUUCAUCACCAUCUACAUAUUUGCUGAUUAUUCACUGUGUCAUUAAAGAAAUUUUAAACAAGCAA